UUCAUGCAGGGUGACUUCACUUGGAACAGCAUGUCAGGACGCAGUGUCCGCCUGAAGUCGGUUCCUGUUCAAAGCCUUUCAGAAUUGGAACGUUCCCGGCUACAGGAAGUGGCAUUUUAUCAGUUGCAGCAGGACUGUGACCUAGGAUGUCAGAUAACUAUUCCUAAAGAUGGACAAAAGAGGAAGAAAUCGUUACGAAAGAAACUGGACUCCCUCGGAAAGGAGAAAAACAAAGAUAAAGAAUUUGUACCGCAAGCUUUUGGAAUGCCAUUAUCACAAGUAAUAGCUAAUGAUCGGGCCUACAAACUGAAGCAGGAUACUCAGAAAGAAGAGCAGAAGGAAGUUUCAGAGUUUGUAGCUUCCCUUUUGCCAUUUGGAAAUAAGAGGCAGAACAAAGAACUCUCAAGCAGUAACUCAUCUCUUAGCUCCACCUCGGAAACGCCAAAUGAAUCCACUUCACCUAACACACCAGAGCCAGCCCCGCGAGCAAGGAGGAGAGGUGCAAUGUCUGUCGACUCUAUUACGGAUCUUGAUGACAGUCAGUCCCGGCUGCUAGAAGCUCUGCAGCUGUCUUUGCCUUCUGAAAUGCAGAGCAAGAAAGAAAAGGCCAGGGACAAGAAACUAAGUCUCAAUCCGAUUUACAGGCAGGUUCCACGGCUAGUAGACAGCUGUUGCCAGCAUUUAGAAAAGCACGGUCUGCAGACAGUGGGAAUAUUCAGAGUUGGAAGCUCAAAAAAAAGAGUGAGGCAGUUACGUGAAGAGUUUGACCGUGGCGUAGAUGUCAUGCUGGAAGAAGAACACAGCAUCCAUGAUGUGGCUGCUUUAUUAAAGGAAUUUCUUCGUGACAUGCCCGAUCCACUGCUGACUAGAGAACUUUAUACUCCUUUCAUCAGUACUCUCUUAUUGGAGCCCCAUGAGCAACUGAGCACUCUACAACUUCUUAUUUAUCUUCUACCUCCUUGCAACUGUGACACUUUGCAUAGACUCCUCCAGUUCCUUGCCACUGUGGCUAGCCAUGCAGAGGACAGAAUAGAUCAGGACAGCCAGGAGAUUCCAGGCAAUAAGAUGACAUCGCUUAACCUAGCCACUAUAUUUGGGCCUAAUCUGUUGCACAAGCAGAAGACUACAGACAAAGAAUUCACGGUUCAGAGCAGUGCUCGUGCUGAGGAGAGCACGGCAAUCAUUGCUGUGGUACAAAAGAUGAUCGAAAACUAUGAAAUGCUUUUCAUGGUCCCUGCUGACCUUCAAAACGAAGUUCUGAUUAGCUUGCUUGAGACUGACCCAGAUGUUGUAGACUAUUUGCUGAGAAGAAAAGCUUCCCAGUCAUCAAACCCUGAAAUGCUCCAGUCAGAAGGUCCAUUCUCCAUGGGAGGUAGACAUUCAUCCACAGAUUCGAACAGAGCCUCAAGUGGUGACGUCUCCCCUUAUGACAAUAAUUCCCCAGUGCUUUCUGAACGCUCUCUGUUGACAAUGCAAGAAGAUACGGCCCUUGGAUCUGAGCUGUUAUUCAAAGUACCUGAACAGUGUAUGUUGGUCAGCAAUUUGCAGCCAAAAUCAAGAGAAAGUUCACCUGGAUCAUGGUUUGGGAAAGAUGAUUCUGAGGACUAUUUCAACAUCUGGGGAACUUGGCAUUCAACACUGAAAAGCGGUUCCAAAGAUCAAGGAAUAACAGGGUCAUAUGGAGACAUAUAUGAGAGCAACUCACUGCGGCCAGGGCAAUGCUCUCUUUCUCAAGGAAACUUAUCACUGCCUUCACCUCAGUGGCCAAAGAGCACCUCAGAAUUGGACAACACAAAGCAAAUCAUCCGAAGGAGUCAUACAACCGCUGCCCUUCCUGAAUGUCGUCCUCAUCCACCUCUCUCCCGGGUCUGUAGUACCCCACAAAUAGAAGGUGGCAGAAGGAGUUCCAACCAGUCAAACUCAGAGCGGCAUUUUUCUACUAGUGGCAUAGAGCACUUUGUGGAGUGUGAUUCAGAUGCAGCUUGUUUGCACAGCACAGCAAAACCAUGGUACCAAAGGCCAGGUGAAAUCAUUAGGAAAGACCGGCCACCGCCGCCACCUUAUCCCGAGCCAGCAAAGCAAAGCUCCACCUCGUCCCUCUGGCCAGCAGCAGUCUCUUCAGCAGAACAUCCAUCAUGGAGGCUUCAGAGACCAGAACUCCAUUCAGGGACUGAAGGGGGAGGAAAAGCAAUGACUCAAGUGCCUGGACAAUCUGCCCUGUGUGAGGAGCAGCAAGACAGCACGGGGACCCGGCGUUCCAGCCCGGACAGCAAGCAGAACAGUAAAAAUUUGACGGAGCCAGACUGGCAUGACUGGCAGAGGGAUCGAUGGCAAAUUUGGGAGAUUUUAUCAACUGAUAAUCCAGAUGCCCUCCCUGAAACGUUAGUAUGAGUUGACAUAUCAACAGAGACCAAGCUUUUCCCAGCUAGGGAGGGAUGGCAACGGAGGACUUGAUUCCAACCUUGUUUUAUAUCCAGCAAAUGUCAUUUAAUUUUUUUAAAAAAAAUUAUGUUCACUUUAUAUAAAUUUAAUAGCACUGUAAAGCAGUCUUCUUACAAAUACAUUUUGUUCCUGGUUUUGUAGUCAUUGUAAGAAGGAAAAAUAAGAUGACAAUUCCAGUCUUAGUCACUCUUAAAAUAAGCUUCAUGUACGAUAAAACUACAGCUUCUUUGUUGCUAAGAUGUAUUUAUAUAUCUGCAGUUCAGG
Messenger RNA from Euleptes europaea (tarantolino), 2706 nucleotides. It is a transcript of the gene ARHGAP6, whose product is annotated as Rho GTPase activating protein 6. Bases 4 to 2391 code for a protein of 795 amino acids. The transcript has 12 exons. Gene Ontology annotation, biological process: signal transduction. NCBI's taxonomy places the organism in Eukaryota, Metazoa, Chordata, Lepidosauria, Squamata, Sphaerodactylidae. The record is from RefSeq and is a predicted model, not a curated record.